AUGGAGGUAGGAAAUGUAAAAUUUCUGGAUUCUCUCAAUUAUUUUCCUAUGCCUCUAACUGCUCUACCCAAGGCGUUUGAUUUGAAAGAGCUAAAGAAAGGAUACUUUCCACAUUUAUUCAACACUUUGGCUCAUCAGAAUUAUGUAGGGCCAAUUCCAGCGCUCGACUUCUACGAUCCCGACCAUUUAAAGGAAGACGCUCGGGAAAAAUUAUUAAAAUGGCAUGGCGAAAGACAAGCGGAGGGAUACGUUUUUGAUUUUCAGAAAGAAAUCGUUGAAUACUGUAUCUCCGAUGUGGAAAUAUUGACACAGGCGUGUCUCAAAUUUCGAGACCUGAUGAAAACCGAAACCACAGUCGAUCCCUUCCAGGAAAGCACCACUAUUGCAUCAUGCUGUAACAAAGUCUUUAGACGCAAUUUUUUAAAACCUGAGACGAUCGGGCUCAGUAAAGACCAAGAGGGGUUAUUUAGCGGAAUGAUGAACAAGUUUCUACAAAUAAAACAACAAGCUUCAGGAUGGCCCAAACAUUGCUUAACGGAUGAAGAAAAAAACCGUUAUAUUGAUGCAUUUUUGGAUAGAGAAGACAUAAAGCUGGAAUUUUCAAAAAUUAUAGAGAACCCCUGUUUGAGAUCGUUAGCUAAACUUAUGCUGAAUUCCUUUUGGGGUAAAUUUGCUCAAAAAGAAAACCAAAACAAAACCUCAAUAGUCAGAGACUGUGGUGAAUUCUUUGAUAUGCUGACUAAUCCUUCUAUUCAUGUAAAUACAGUUCUCCCGGUAAACGAAGAAACCCUUCUCAUAACUUGGGAAUUUAGAGAAGAGGCCUAUGACGUUUCUUCAACGGUUAACGUUGUAUUGGCUUCAUAUGUCACGGCCCUAGCUAGACUAAAAUUAUAUUCAUUCUUGGAGAAAGUGGAAGAAAGGGCAGUUUACGUAGAUACAGAUUCAUGUAUUUAUAUCUCUCGUAAGGGAUUAGACGACAUAUCUACAGGCGACUUCAUAGGUGAUAUGACCGAUGAGCUCAAUGGGGGUUUCAUAUCAGAGUUUGUUUCUGGAGGACCUAAGAACUACGCCUACAAAUAUACUACUUUGUCUGGAGAGGAACAGAUCGUAUGUAAAGUAAAAGGCAUAUCACUCAACUACAAGGCAUCCCAAGUAGUCAAUUUUGAGAAAAUAAAAGACAUGGUGCUGAAGAAAUCUGAUCCUGUUUCUGUACUUUCUCGACAGCUACGACGUACAAGAGAGCAUGCAGUAGUAACAGUCGAGUUUCCUAAGGUAUACAAGAUAACUUCAAUGAAAAGGAAAUUCUAUGAAGAUCAUACCUCUGUACCAUUUGGAUUUAAGAAAAUAAAGUAUUGA
Molecule: messenger RNA, 1356 nt
Organism: Acanthoscelides obtectus
Lineage: Eukaryota; Metazoa; Arthropoda; Insecta; Coleoptera; Chrysomelidae
Source: the annotation of a GenBank genome assembly